AAUCAGGGUCACUCUGGUUUGUAGAGGUGCCCAAAAUCCGCCCAGAACCAGACGCUCAGGGUCCCCAAGAAUGGGGGCCAUUGUGCCCCCAGCUCUCGGACUGAUGCUUGCUGCACCUUUGUUUUGUGUUCAAACCCACGCAGGCUCACACUCGCUGCUGUAUUUCCGCACCACCGUGUUCCGGCCCGGCCUAGGGGAGCCGAGGUUCAUUUUCGUGGGCUGCGUGGACGACACGGAGUUCGUGCGCUAUGACAGCGACGCGGAGACUCCGAGGAUGGAGCCGCGGGCGCCGUGGAUGGAGCAGGAGGGGCCUGAGAGUUGGGACCUGCAGACUGAGAAGGCCAGGACUCAAGCACAACUGUCUGGAGGGAACCUGAUGACCCUGCUUCGCUAUUUCAACCAGAGCGAGGACGACCCUCACACGCUGCAGGGGAUGCGUGGCUGCGAAAUGGGGACAGAUGGGCGCCUGCUCCGCUGGUACGACCAGAUGGCCUAUGAUGGCGUGGAUUGCCUCACCCAGAAUGAGGACCUGAGCUCCGGGACAGCCACUAGCAGCACCUUAGCUCAGAUCUCGCAGGACAGUUUAGGAACCCACCUGAAGGGCAAAUGCGUGAAGCUGCUGCAGAAACACCUGGAAAAGGGGAAGGACACACUGCUGCGCUCAGACCCCCCAAAGGCACAUGUGGCCCAUCACCUCAUUCUGAAAAAAGUUACCUUUGUUACCCUGCGGUGCUGGGCCCUGGGCUUCUACCCAGCUGAGAUCUCCCUGACCUGGCAGCUGAAUGGGGAGGAACUGAUCCAGGAAAUGGAGUUUGUGGAGACCAGACCUGCAGGAGACGGAACCUUCCAGAAGUGGGCAGCUGUGGUGGUGCCUUCUGGGGAGGAGGAGAGAUACACAUGCCACGUGCAUCAUGAGGGGCUGCCCGAGCCCCUGACCCUGAGAUGGAAGGCUGCUUGGUACAAGAACCCCAUCUUACUAAUUACUGUCCUGUUUGUCUGUCUCAUCGUUGGAGCUUUGAUGUGUUACAUAUAUAUGAAGAAGGAUGCAGGUUGGAGAAGAAGGAUCCACCCUCAGGAAGCAGGCAGGGACAGUCACCAGGACUCCGGCGAGACAGUCGUGGAGGGUGAGGCGAUAGCGGUUCUUCUGUGGAAAGUUGAGCCCUGCAAGAGUCAUCCAGGCCACUUCUUCAGACUUUCAAAAUGGCCUGAUUGCUCACCUUGAAAGAUUGAAGACUUGGGACACCACCACCAGACUCAGUCGGUUAUCUUCACAGACUUGCCCGGAUGUAGAAUCACCUAGGAGCCGCCCCUCUGGGUGUGUCUGUGAGGGUCUUUCCAGCCAGGUUUACUUAACUGAGGAGGGAAGAGCCAUGUUGACUAUAGGGUGUCUGCACUCAUCGCCUGGAGACUCAGGAAAAAGCCAGUGGAGCGCUGGCAUCCCCUUCCUCUGUUUCCUGAGCAGGGCUUGAGCAGGACAUCUCCUGCCACUGUGAACAGAGACAGCUCCACCUUUCCGUCUGGAAGAUCUGACCCCUGUCUCUUCCCUGGCUCCCACUUUCUGUCUUGAAGGUCUGACACCUGUCUCUUCGCUGGGUGGCUUCUCAUCAGGUAUUUUGUCACAGUCACAGGGCACAGGGUUGGAAACAAAGCUCCACCCCCUCACCCACUGUGCCCUGAGUAGCACCCCCUAAUUUUUAGGGACCUUUACUCAGGCCAAAUUGUGAUCUAUGACUUUGUGCAGAAGAGAAUUGCAGACUAGUAGAGUUGGGGGUUAAUAAACAUUUUUUUAUUUUAAUGUG
Microtus ochrogaster (prairie vole) is the source of this 1799-nucleotide messenger RNA. Its product is annotated as H-2 class I histocompatibility antigen, Q10 alpha chain-like. Gene Ontology annotation, molecular function: signaling receptor binding; peptide antigen binding. The record is from RefSeq and is a predicted model, not a curated record. NCBI's taxonomy places the organism in Eukaryota, Metazoa, Chordata, Mammalia, Rodentia, Cricetidae. Gene Ontology annotation, cellular component: external side of plasma membrane. Gene Ontology annotation, biological process: immune response; positive regulation of T cell mediated cytotoxicity; antigen processing and presentation of endogenous peptide antigen via MHC class I via ER pathway, TAP-independent.